Juglans microcarpa x Juglans regia is the source of this 1865-nucleotide messenger RNA. RefSeq names its product serine/threonine-protein kinase GRIK1. The record is from RefSeq and is a predicted model, not a curated record. Gene Ontology annotation, biological process: intracellular signal transduction; protein phosphorylation. Gene Ontology annotation, cellular component: cytoplasm. NCBI's taxonomy places the organism in Eukaryota, Viridiplantae, Streptophyta, Magnoliopsida, Fagales, Juglandaceae. The transcript is spliced from 12 exons. The coding region runs from base 286 to 1542 and encodes 418 amino acids. Gene Ontology annotation, molecular function: ATP binding; protein serine/threonine kinase activity.
UCUAUUUUCCUUUUCUAAAUGGAAAAGGUCAACGUACUGUUGGUGGAGGAGGGUGUGGUUUGAGCCUGCAUUUGUUGUUAUAAAUUGAAGAUGCCGAGAUGCUGGCUCUGAAUCGUAACGGGUUCACCAAUAUGAGCCGUUUUUUUCAUUUGGCUGAAUGGCAUCCGUUAGGAUAGCAAAGCUGAUUUGGGUUUGGAGCCCUCUCCUCCUCCUGUAAACAGGUGUUGGGAUAAAUUCCUUCAGUUGCUGAUAAUUAAAAUAACUACAUCAGGGUUCGAGUUUCUCAUGUUAAGUAAGAAUAAGAUUAUUGCGAGAAUGAUAGGCUGCUGCGGUUGCUUUGGCUUUGGUUUUAGCAGAAGGCCUAAACGAGAACUGAGGCCAACUUCUGGCUUCAAUAAUCACCAUUCCUUGGAUUUGUUAUUGGAUGAAGAUAUUGAAGAUGAUGAUGAGUGUUCAUACAAUGGUGAUGUUACAGAUACCGCUCGUGAAGAUGAUGCUGUGUUGCACAGUCGUGCCAAUCGUUCUGAAGAGAUUUUAAGGUUCAGGGAACAGAAUGGAAUGAUUUGCAGGCAACAUCCUGUCAAGGAAACUCAAAAGAUUUUCCGCACAGAGGAUGAAAAUGGCAAUAAGAUGGUCAAUGAGUAUGUUCGUGAGUAUAAAAUUGGUGCUGGUAGCUAUGGGAAAGUGGUUUUAUAUCGGAGCAGCGUGGAUGGGAAGCAUUAUGCAAUUAAGGCAUUUCACAAGUCUCAUUUAUUAAAGCUACGAGUUGCACCCUCAGAGACUGCCAUGACUGAUGUGCUUCGCGAGGUUCUUAUCAUGAAAAUGUUGGAUCAUCCUAAUAUAGUCAAUCUCAUUGAGGUGAUUGAUGACCCAAGCACAGAUCAUUUUUAUAUGGUUCUUGAGUUUGUGGAAGGCAAAUGGGUUUGCGAGGGUUCAGGUCCACCAGAUGGCUUAGGAGAGAUCACAGCAAGAAAGUACAUGCGGGAUGUAGUUUCAGGGCUCAUGUACCUCCAUGCUCAUAAUAUUGUGCAUGGCGAUAUUAAACCUGAUAAUUUGCUAGUUACUCGUGAUGGUAUAGUUAAGAUAGGUGAUUUCAGUGUCAGCCAGGUGUUUGAGGAUGACAAUGAUGAGCUUCGUCGGUCCCCUGGGACUCCUGUUUUCACUGCCCCUGAGUGCUGUCUUGGUCUAACCUAUCACGGCAAAGCUGCAGACACGUGGGCUGUGGGAGUAACUUUGUACUGUAUGAUUCUGGGACAUUAUCCAUUUCUUGGGGAGACACUGCAGGAUACUUAUGAGAAGAUUGUUAAUAGCCCCUUGGUUCUCCCUGAUGACAUGAACCCCCGGCUGAAGAACUUGCUGGAAGGACUUCUUUGCAAAGAACCAAACAUGAGAUUGACAUUGGAGGCUGUUGCGGAGCACACCUGGAUUAUUGGGGAAGAUGGGCCAAUUCCUCAGCAUUUAUGUUGGUGCAAGCGAAAGAGCCUGCAGAGGGAAGAAUCUAAUGGGAGCAAUGAUGAUACUCAAAUAAUUCCUACCGACUAAAUUGUUUUCUCACGUUAUGUAUAGUAGAAAAGUAAGUUUUUUCCCCUUUUUGUUUGUUUUUUUUUUUUUGAUUCAGCAAUCUGAUUUGCAAGGAGGUAAAUCAGGACACUGAGUUCCGGAAACCAACCUUUUUGAAGUGCAUUGAAAUAUAUGUCCAAGAAGUGAGUUGGUGAUUAGGAUUAUUGAGUUGGAAAUGAUAGUCUGUAGAGAUUCAGUACUUUGUGGAGUUGGGGAUUUUAUCAUGAUUUAAAAGAGAAGCAUGUAUUGUGUCAGUCCUGAAUCUAAAACAUUGUUUAUCUGAUUGAGAAACAGUAAUUUGUUCC